CUGGCUCAGAGGAUACAGAAGCUUCCCUUCAAGUCCUGCAUCUUUCAGCUCACCAUCUAACUCCUCUUAGCAGCACUGCACUAGGAGGGAAAUCCCAUUUCCACAAUGUCCAUUGAGGAGAUUCGUGCCCGGGAAAUCCUAGAUUCUCGUGGGAAUCCAACUGUCGAGGUGGACUUGUAUACCUCAAAAGGAAUGUUCAGGGCAGCUGUACCAAGCGGUGCCUCCACUGGCAUCUAUGAAGCUUUGGAACUGCGUGACAAUGAUAAAUCCCGAUUCCUUGGCAAAGGGGUUCUGCAGGCAGUAGAUCACAUCAACAGCACUAUUGCCCCUGCUCUUGUGAACUCUGCCUUUUCGGUUGUAGAGCAAGAGAAGAUAGACAACCUCAUGCUGGAACUGGAUGGCACAGAAAAUAAAUCUAAAUUUGGAGCUAAUGCCAUUCUGGGUGUUUCCCUGGCUGUCUGCAAAGCUGCCGCUGCAGAGAAGGAUGUACCCCUGUACCGUCAUAUUGCUGACUUGGCUGGAAAUUCAGAUCUCAUUCUGCCAGUCCCUGCUUUUAAUGUGAUCAAUGGAGGGUCCCAUGCUGGAAAUAAACUGGCCAUGCAAGAGUUUAUGAUUUUGCCUGUUGGGGCUGAAAGCUUCCGGGAUGCUAUGCGCAUUGGUGCUGAAGUCUAUCAUAAUCUCAAGAGUGUCAUCAAAGACAAGUAUGGUAAAGAUGCUACCAAUGUAGGAGAUGAAGGGGGCUUUGCCCCAAACAUCCUGGAGAACAGUGAAGCUUUAGAGCUGCUCAAGGAAGCCAUUGAGAAAGCUGGUUAUACUGAUAAGAUUGUGAUUGGCAUGGAUGUGGCUGCAUCAGAGUUCUACAGAGAUGGCAAAUAUGACUUGGACUUCAAAUCCCCUGAUGAUCCCAGCCGUUACAUCUCUGCUGAUGAACUGGGUGACCUCUAUCAGAGCUUUGUACGGGACUAUCCAGUGGUAUCCAUUGAGGAUCCUUUUGAUCAGGAUGACUGGGAAGCCUGGUCAAAGUUCACGGCUAAUGUAGGGAUUCAGAUAGUGGGAGAUGACUUGACAGUGACCAACCCCAAACGCAUUGAGCACGCAGUUGAGGAGAAGGCCUGCAACUGUCUACUGCUUAAAGUCAACCAGAUUGGAUCGGUCACUGAAGCUAUUCAAGCUUGUAAACUGGCUCAAGAGAAUGGCUGGGGGGUGAUGGUGAGUCAUCGAUCAGGGGAGACUGAAGACACCUUCAUUGCUGACCUGGUGGUGGGACUCUGUACUGGGCAGAUAAAAACCGGAGCUCCGUGUAGAUCUGAGCGUCUGGCAAAAUAUAAUCAGCUAAUGAGGAUUGAGGAAGAACUUGGUGAUGAAGCUCGCUUUGCUGGGCACAACUUCCGUAACCCAAGUGUCCUAUAAACGCAUCCUGGCAUACUCUGGCCAUGCCUGCUAUUUCAGUGCACAGACUCUGAGUGCCCAUUAGAUCACAUCUUCCAUCGUCCUUGUUCCACACUCUCCUGCUCCUGGUCUUCUCAGACCCACUCACUGGAAUUGCCCAGGAUAUGCAAAGACUGACGCUUCCUUUUGCCUGUCAUGAUGCAAUGCUGCAAGUCAGCUUUGUCUAUGUUGCGCAGUGUCUGCUGUUUAGACCUGCUUGAGUCAUCGUUAUACCCAAGUACAAAAUGAUGUCAGCAUGUUUGCCCUGGUGUUUGGCCAGUAUUUUGCACAUUUGAAGAUUGUCUUUAAAUUGGAGUCCAGAUUGUAUUUGCUUAUUGAUACAAGAUGGUGUUUUUGUGUUUUUGUCCCUUGCAAUAUCAGCAUCUAUGUUUUGAUCCCUGUGAGUUGUGUUUAAACUUGUGUGUUGCAUAUUGUUAGUAACUGGUUGCUUCAUUUGUAUGUGUGACAGGGAGAGUGGGGGG
Molecule: messenger RNA, 1910 nt
Organism: Pseudonaja textilis
Lineage: Eukaryota; Metazoa; Chordata; Lepidosauria; Squamata; Elapidae
Gene: ENO2
Product: enolase 2
Biological process (GO): glycolytic process
Cellular component (GO): phosphopyruvate hydratase complex
Molecular function (GO): magnesium ion binding; phosphopyruvate hydratase activity
Source: RefSeq, a predicted model, not a curated record